UUACUUCUAGGAAACAAAAAUGAUUUUCUAGGAAUUUGGCCAAACAGAUACUUAGUAAUUGACGAAACGUUUGGUUGAGUAUUGCCAACGACUCAAUGAGUCACAUGUCUAUCGCCCAGUGGCUCAUCAAAUAAACGUUUGGUUGAGUAUUGCCAGUGCGUCACAUGUCAUUGUCUAUCGGCCAGUGCCUUAUCGAACUUAAUCUCAACUUUCCUCAUGAUUUUCUCCGCCUCGAUUCGAACCUCUGACCUCAACUUCAGACAGAAGAAGAGCAAAAUCUCCUGAGUUCCACCACCGCAACGUGGCAGCGCUUGAACUCCACGCACCGCCAAAUUCAGCAAACCCUAAAACCCUCAAGAAACCACAACAAUGGAGGUCGAAAUCAUCCACCAACAAUUAACAGAUAACGACGAGAAUAAGAAGAAGAAAAAGAAGAGAGGAGAGCGAAAAACAAGGAAAGCUGAAACAGCAGUAGCAGCAGCAGCAACAGCUGUACCACCUUUGAUUGAGGGUACACCUGCUACUACCAGUACGAGCGACGAUAAUGCUGGUGUUAAAGUGUCGAUGUUUGAUUAUAGUGUUGAGAAUCAUUUUAGGGCAAUUGAUAUGAUCUACAAGCUUUGUGGUGAAGGGGGAAAUGGUUUUGUUGAUGCUGAGAUUGAACGCCUAGCUUCUACGAUAACUUUCCUGAGUGAGUGGCGAUAUUUCAAUUACAAUCCGAGAACUAUUCGCUUUGUGUCUGAAACAGGACGGCCCCAUGGGAUUGAAGCUCAUAAUGAGAUAACUUUAUCUCAAUUUUCAGCUGCUAUGGUGCCAAAGUGUGAUAUGGAGGCAGAACAAGUUCCCAAUGCUGUGUUGUCUACCGAUUCCAGGAAAGAUUUUGUAUUAUAUGUUGGUGGGCUAGUUUGGUCACUGGAUUGGUGUCCCAGGACAGAUCAAGGAAUAGACUCUGGUACAAAAAUUGAGUUUAUUGCUGUUGCUGCCCAUCCUCCUGAUUCAACGUACCACAAGCUAGGAGAUCCACAUAAUGGCAGAGGGAUGAUUCAGAUUUGGUGUCUAUUAAACUCUACAGAAAAGGAAGUUAUACAAGCUCCUUUAGGAAGCAUAAAAAAGAAAUAUCAAAAGAAUAAGGUUGCAAACAUGGGAGAGAGUAAAGUCAGUAAACCUGUGAGGCCUAGAGGAAGACCUAGAAAGUAUCCAAUAGAGAAAACUCCUGCAAAAGAUCCUGAAGGUCCAAUCAGUCAAGCUCUUGUCAUUCAGCUUCCAGAAAAUACAUCAGAGGUGCCUGCUGCUGAUGAAACAAUGCUGAGCACUCAUGCCUCCCAGGACAUAUUAACUCCCAUCAGUAAAACAAAAGAAAAAUGUCUUAUUGUGGUUUCAAAGGAGGAAACUAAACAAAAGAAACCCAGAGGAAAAACCAGAAAAAGUGCAAUAAAGAAUUCUUUGAUUGAGACUGAAAGCCAGUUUAUUCCGGCUCUUGGUGUUCAGCUUCCAGAACAUUCAUUUAAUGUGCCUCUUGCGAAUGAAAAUAUCAUGAAUGACCCUUCUCCAAAAAAGGGAAAGCAAAGGAAAAGGAAAGCUGUCUGUAAUGAAAAGAGUACAAUGGAUGAAUUUUCUGUAAUUCCCAAUUCCGAAGGGCCAUCUUUUCAAGCUCUUGCUAUUGAGUAUCCAGAAAGUACGGAUAACAUUUCCCAAACUGAAGAUAACUUAUCGAAUGCUUCAGUGGUUCUGGAAGAAGCUGGUGAAAGGCGUACCAAUAAAAGAGUGCAAGCAACUGACAUGAAUUGCACUCUUGCAGUGUAUAAGAGAAGGUCGAAAAACAAGUCCAAAGUAGGUAAUUACUUAGACCAUGACAACAGUGGUUUACCAACUCAAAACGUGGGUGAGGGACCUUCUCUCGCAAGUAUAGAAGAAUAUUACUUUCAAGAAGAUAAUAUGGUGUCAAAAGUAGAUGCUGUUGGUGAGAAUCUCUCAGAUCUGGGUUCUGUUGGUGGUCAUAUCCUAAAGGAUGUUGUUCUCCCUAGAGUUGUCUUGUGCCUGGGUCAUGAUGGAAAGGUUGCUUGGGAUGUGAAAUGGCGGCCUCCUAAUGCUGAUGAGUCUGUUAACAAGCAUAGAAUGGGCUAUCUUGCUGUUGUUCUUGGGAAUGGAUCUGUGGAAGUGUGGGAUAUUCCUUCUCCUCAAGUAAUUAAUCGUAUUUAUGCAUCUCGACAUCCAAAGAGUGCAGUGCCUCGAGAUCCUCGCUUUGCAAAACUUAAGCCAGUAUUUCGAUGUUCCGUAAUACAGUAUGGUGAUAGACAGAGUAUGCCUUUGACUGUGGAAUGGUCAGCUUCCCCUCCACACGAUUUGAUAUUGGCUGGAUGCCAUGAUGGAGUGGUUGCUUUGUGGAAGUUUUCUGUAGAUGUUCCGUCUGAAGAUGCCAGACCUCUGCUGUGCUUUAGUGCAGAGACAGGUCCUAUUAGAGCCCUUACUUGGGCCCCAUAUGAAGGUGACCGGGAGAGCACAAAUAUAAUUGUCACUGCUGGGCAUGGAGGACUGAAGUUCUGGGACCUGCGUGACCCGUUCCGGCCUUUGUGGGAUGCAAAUCCUUCACAGCGUUUCAUAUAUGGUCUUGACUGGGUGCCAGAUCCAAGAUGUCUCCUUGUAUCAUAUGAUGAUGGAACAUUACGGAUGCUUAGUUUAUCUAGAGCUGCAUAUGAUGUUCCCGUUACUGGACAGCCUUUUACUGGAACUCAGCAACAAGGAUUGCACAGUUAUCAUUGCUCAUCAUUUGCCGUAUGGAACAUUCAUGUGUCCCGAUUAACAGGGAUGGUUGCAUAUUGCUGUGCAGAUGGAACUGUUCUCUAUUUUCAGCUAACACAUAAAGCAGUGGAUAAAGAUCCGUUGAGAAAUCGGGCCCCACAUUUUCUGUGUGGGUCAUUGACAAGUGAAGAAUCAGCAGUCGCAAUGAACACUCAACUAUCAAGUUUUCCACAGCGAAUGAAGAAGUCAGCAACUGAAUGGUCAAAUACACCUAGACCUGCACGAACCGUUGCAUCUGGUUUAAAUCAGGCAAAAAGGAAUAGAAAAGGGACUGAAAAGUUCCAAAAAGUAGAUGAUCCGGUUCUUGCAUUGUGUUAUGGUGAUGAUACUGGAAAAGAAGACACAAAUGAGGCUGAAACGAGUACGAGCGUGCAAGAAGGUAGCAAAGGAAAAACGGGGAAUUCAAGGAAAGGCAAUGAUGAUCAGGUAUUGAUAUGCCCUGUUGGAAAUGGGGAGAAUAUGAAUGGGAAAGCUGAGGUUAAACAGGAAGUAGCUGCUGAAAUGGAAGUUCUUCCUCCAAAGGUUGUCUCUAUGUAUAAAGUUAGAUGGAAUAUGAAUAAGGGAAGUCAAAGAUGGUUGUGCUAUGGAGGAGCAGCCGGAAUAGUGCGGUGUCAAGAGAUUGUUGCUCCUGAGUUUGAUAAGAAACUUUUAAGGAGGUAAACUCCAUGGUAUAAUUCUGGUGUAGUCUUACAGAGUUGUAAUUUUGUACAUAAUAUAAGAACUAGUCUAUGCUGAUUUAGGAUCUCGGGUCUCCUCUUUCAUAAUAUAACGAUAAAUGAUAUUCCUCCGCG
Molecule: messenger RNA, 3590 nt
Organism: Spinacia oleracea (spinach)
Lineage: Eukaryota; Viridiplantae; Streptophyta; Magnoliopsida; Caryophyllales; Amaranthaceae
Exons: 15
Coding region: 370-3459 (1029 amino acids)
Biological process (GO): transcription by RNA polymerase III
Cellular component (GO): transcription factor TFIIIC complex
Molecular function (GO): protein binding
Source: RefSeq, a predicted model, not a curated record